GCUCAGUUGAAGAGUCAGAGCCCGCUGGAUUCAGAUUCUGCUCGGCGUUUUAGUUUGUGUUGCUGGUUUUUAAUGCUUUGUUUUAUUGGUAAUGUUGGAGCUUUGAAACGAUGCAGUUAAAUGUUGCGCAGGCGACAGUUUGAGAUGGAGAAAAUCUUAACAGAAGAUGAGUGCGUGGAUUCAGGAGCUGAGACUGGAGGGUCUGAUUACAGUCCUCUGUCCUCAACAAGCAGUGAGUUAUCCAUGGGCGAGCUCCAGGAUCCAUUCCUCGUCAGUGUCCACCUCAUUGCUGACCCUGGCCAGGGCAAGUUCCUGCAGCGUGCUGCUGAUGCAGUGCUGGCAUGGGUUCACCCUGAGCUGCAGCUCUUCAGAGUCUCCGAGAGGGCCUCCGUUUCCCAGCGGCCUCGGUCAAAGCGCCAUCAAAACAGCAGCCCGUCUGCAGCAUGUCAGCCGGCUAUGGCGGUCAUUCUCUUUCUACAGGAGGCGUACGGCGGCGGAGAGCAGAUACUGAUGCUUCACCACACUCUGCAGAGACCACCAUGGCAUUACCACCACACUGAAAAAGUCAGCAAUGGCCGUCGUAUGCUGCCAAUGACACCUUGCAGUCAGGACUUUUUUACUUUGUCUCCUGGCACGCCACUCUGGGCUGUGCGGCAGGUUCACUAUGGAAAGGAAAUAGUGCGGUUUACAAUUUACUGCCGCCAUGAAAAUUACCCAGAUAUGGUCCGACUGUACAAGCUUCUGCUUCAAAGGAGAGUGGCGCAGAAAAAGGAUGAUUUUUGCUUCUUUGUGGUGUACUCUAACCCCGACAUGGAGAUCCAAUUGUCGUUUAAGAGGCUCCCCAGAGGCCAGAGUCCUGUAGUGCUGGAGUCAGCAGUGAUGGAGGUGAGAGUACGGGAUGUUGGGGUAUUGGUGCCUCUGCUUCCACACCCCUGCAGCCCAAUCAGUGAGGUUCGCUGGCAGACAGAAGACUACGAUGGCAAUAAAAUCCUGUUGCAGGUCCAAGGUGCAUACUUCAGGCACAGACAGGAUCCCUGCCACAUAUCAUCCACUGCUGCUGAAUCUGCUUCAGCUCCAUCCACUUUUAUCCGCAGCACCACCUCCCACAGAAACCGCCGUCACCAUCACAGGGUGACAUCCCGUCCCAGAGUCCACCAGACCUCUCACAACUCCCUCCCUUUGGCCUGUGAGGAGCAGGAAGAGGAGGAACAGUGGUCUGACCAUCCUGACAACUGGAGGUCCCAGUGGAGGGGCCCCCGGUCAAGCUCCAUCUUCUCUCUACCCAACAUGGGCUCAGGCAGCUCCUACUCCACCUGUUCCUCGCCUGGUCCUUCUUCCACCCCCCAUACUAGGAGCCACUCCUUUAAAAGGAGCCCCUCCCUCAUUCCAUUCCGGCUCAAUGUGGACACACUAAUUGGUGCAGAGGAGACAGAUGUGGACACAGGAAACAAGGUGGCUCCUGGCAGCAGUGUUGACCUUUCCGUGGUAUCUGCAUACAUCAAAUCAAGCCUGCCCCAGACUCCCCGGCCACUGUCUGCUCCACCAGAAGACGUAGGACCCCCACUCUCUCCUGUCGUCCCAGAAAACUCCUACAAAUCAGCCACGCUGGGCCGAACUCCGAACAGCUUCUUCAUCAAAAGCACUCCCUCUGCUGUGCUGGAACUAGAUCCCCAAAGCAGCAGUUUGAGCAUGAGUGCUGCUCCGUCCUCAAGUGACAUUUCAAUAAACCAGUCAGACAGUUGCAGCAUUAUUAGUGUUCCAGCUGAGGAGACAGACAAGGUAGAAGAAGACCAAGAAUUCUACAUUUGAUUACCUGUUAGCCAAGAAGACUUAAUCUUCAGCGCUGUCAGUUAUCACUUCUACUCUGCCCCCUGGUGUUUGAUAGUAAACCUGCAGGAACGUGACAAACUGGAACAAAGUAUUGUCUGUGAAUGUUGCGUUUUCUUGUGUGUAGAUAAAAGCUUUGUAAAUGUCGAGUGAUAUAUUAAACUCUUAAUGGACCAAUCACAACUGUGUACAGAAACACUAUUCAAUAAAAUAACAUUAAUUCUCUUUCAUGUGUGAAAUUCAAUAUGUUUUGUUUAUUUAGAUGGUUAAAUGGAAAUGUCAGUUUGUAAUUUAUAUGACAUUAUUGGCUUUAUGUAUGUAUGUACACUUACCGGCCACUUUAUUUUCUACACCUGUUAAAUUGCUUUUAAAACAAAUAGCUAAUCAGCCAAUCACAUGGCAGCAACUCGGUGCAUUUAGGCAUGUUGGCAAGAUGCUGACAGUGGCAGUGCUCAGGAGAAUGGGCAGACUGGAUAUUCUCUUGUCACACUUUGGGCACCGUAGUAGCAACUGCAAACUGCUUAAAUGCCACAACCUACAACAUCAUUGUUGCUGGCCAUGUUCAUCCUUUCAUGACCACAGUGCACAAUCUUCUGAUAUCU
This is a messenger RNA of Melanotaenia boesemani (Boeseman's rainbowfish), 2429 nucleotides long. Its product is annotated as protein FAM124A. The coding region runs from base 121 to 1809 and encodes 562 amino acids. The record is from RefSeq and is a predicted model, not a curated record. Lineage: Eukaryota; Metazoa; Chordata; Actinopteri; Atheriniformes; Melanotaeniidae. The transcript has 4 exons.